AUGGAAGAAGCAUGUUAUUUCUGUUCAGGGCCUAUCUACUCUGGCCAUUGCAUAAUGUUCAUCUGCAACGAUUGCAAGGUGUUCGGAUUUUGUAAAUCUAAAUGUCAUAAAAACUUUAAAAAGAAGUGCAAUCCUGGCAAAGUUAGGCUGACCAAACCAUUCCAGAAAGGAGCUGGUAAAGAGCUUACGGUAGAUAAUUCAUUUGAAUUUGACAAACAUAGAAAUGAACCUAUCAAAUACUAGCGAGAGCUAUAGAAUAAAACUACUGAUGCAAUGAAGAGAGUUGAAGAGAUCAAACAGAAGGCCGAAGCUAAAUUUAUAAUGAACAGAUUGAAGAAAAAUAAAGAGCUACAGAAAGUUCAGGAUAUCAAAGAAGUCAAGCAAAGCAUUCAUCUUAUCCAAGCCCGUCUUGCAGGCAAAGGGAAGGAGUUGGAAGAGAAAAUGGUACAGCAGUUACAACAGGAUGUGGACAUGAAGAUGCUUCUUAAAUAUCUCUGUAACCAUUUCUUCUAUGGACAUUUGAAAAUGCCCUUUGGAGACUUGGAACUGCUAAAUUAUUAG
Symphalangus syndactylus (siamang) is the source of this 561-nucleotide messenger RNA. RefSeq names its product probable ribosome biogenesis protein RLP24. Gene Ontology annotation, biological process: ribosomal large subunit biogenesis. Gene Ontology annotation, molecular function: structural constituent of ribosome. NCBI's taxonomy places the organism in Eukaryota, Metazoa, Chordata, Mammalia, Primates, Hylobatidae. Gene Ontology annotation, cellular component: nucleolus. The record is from RefSeq and is a predicted model, not a curated record.